Messenger RNA from Budorcas taxicolor (takin), 2893 nucleotides. It is a transcript of the gene TMEM87A, whose product is annotated as transmembrane protein 87A. The record is from RefSeq and is a predicted model, not a curated record. NCBI's taxonomy places the organism in Eukaryota, Metazoa, Chordata, Mammalia, Artiodactyla, Bovidae. Gene Ontology annotation, cellular component: Golgi apparatus; Golgi cisterna membrane. Bases 13 to 1680 code for a protein of 555 amino acids. Gene Ontology annotation, biological process: retrograde transport, endosome to Golgi. The transcript has 20 exons.
ACGGGUGUGAAGAUGGCGGUGGCUGCGUGGCUGCAGGUGGUGCCUGUCAUUCUUCUUCUCCUAGGCGCUCGAACGGCCCCAUUGUCGCUUUUCAGUGUAGGGCCGGCACCUGUCGCUGCUGCCGAGAGGUCCAAGUGGCACAUUCCGAUACCGUCGGCAAAAAAUUAUUUUAGUUUUGGAAAGAUCCUCUUCAAAAAUACCACUAUCUUCCUGAAAUUUGAUGGAGAACCUUGUGAUGCAUCUUUGAAUAUAACGUGGUAUCUGAAAAGUGCUGACUGUUACAAUGAAAUCUACAACUUCAAGUUGGAAGAAGUGGACACAUACUUGGAAAACCUUAAGGAAAAAAAAGGCUUGUCUGGGAAAUAUGAAACAUCAUCAAAAUUGUUCCAGAACUGCAGUGAACUCUUUAAAGCACAGAGCUUUUCUGGAGAUUUUGUGCAUCGAUUGCCUCUUUUAGGAGAAAGACAGGAGGCUAAGGAGAAUGGAACAAAUCUUACCUUUACUGGAGACAAAACUGUAAUGCAUGAUCCAUUGAAAACUUGGCAAGAUGCACCAUACAUUUUUAUUGUACAUGUUGGCAUAUCAUCCUCCAAGGAAUCAUCAAAAGAAAAUUUACGAAGUAAUCUUUUUACCAUGACUGUUGAAGUGAAAGGUCCCUAUGAAUACCUCACGCUUGAAGAAUACCCACUGAUGAUUUUUUUCAUGGUGAUGUGUAUUGUAUAUGUCCUGUUUGGUGUUCUGUGGCUGGCAUGGUCUGCUUGCUAUUGGAGAGAUCUCCUGAGAAUUCAGUUUUGGAUUGGUGCUGUCAUCUUUCUGGGAAUGCUUGAGAAAGCUGUCUUCUAUGCAGAAUUUCAAAACAUCCGAUACAAAGGAGAAUCUGUCCAGGGUGCCCUAAUCCUUGCAGAGCUGCUUUCUGCAGUUAAACGCUCACUGGCUCGAACCCUGGUCAUCAUAGUCAGUCUGGGAUAUGGCAUAGUCAAGCCUCGCCUUGGAGUUACUCUUCACAAGGUUGUGGUAGCAGGGGCCCUUUAUCUUUUGUUCUCUGGCAUGGAAGGGGUCCUCAGAGUUACUGGGGCCCAGACUGAUCUUGCUUCCUUGGCCUUUAUCCCCUUGGCUUUCCUAGACACUGCCCUUUGCUGGUGGAUAUUUAUUAGCCUGACUCAAACAAUGAAGCUACUAAAACUUAGGAGGAACAUCGUAAAACUCUCUUUGUAUCGACAUUUCACCAACACACUUAUCUUGGCAGUGGCAGCAUCUAUCGUGUUUAUCAUCUGGACAACCAUGAAGUUCAGGAUAGUAACUUGUCAGUCGGAUUGGCGGGAGCUGUGGGUGGAUGAUGCCAUCUGGCGGUUGUUAUUCUCCAUGAUCCUCUUUGUCAUCAUGGUUCUCUGGCGACCAUCCGCGAAUAACCAAAGGUUUGCCUUUUCACCAUUGUCUGAGGAAGAGGAGGAGGAUGAACAAAAGGAACCUAUGCUGAAAGAAAGCUUUGAAGGGAUGAAAAUGAGAAGUACCAAACAAGAACCAAAUGGAAAUAGUAAAGUAAAUAAAGCACAGGAAGAUGAUUUAAAGUGGGUAGAAGAAAAUGUUCCUUCUUCUGUGACAGAUGUAGCACUUCCAGCCCUUCUGGAUUCAGAUGAGGAACGAAUGAUCACACACUUUGAAAGGUCCAAAAUGGAGUAAAGAAUGGGAAGAUUUGCAGCUGAGGAUGGCUAGGACCUGGAAAGAGAUCAGCUUCUAUGUUAGUCACUGCACUGCUCCAUGGGAUUAAAGGAGGCAAUGACAUCUUGAUCUGUUCCUUGAUCUUUGUGCAUUGGAGCUGGCAAGAGGUGUUGGAACAAGGAGAACAUUCUCUUGAAAACAAGUUCAUAGGAUGAAAAGAAUCUACAAGUUUUUUAUUUGCAGCAUUGGUGCCCCUUUCCCUCCCACACCCUGACAUGGAUGUUUAUGCAACUUGUGUAUGUUGUUCCUAAACCUUCUAUAAUGUUUAAAUUGUUUAAUCUGUCAAACUAAAAAAUUUAACGUCCUCUGAAGAACUGUGACAUCACGCCAUAAUAUGUAAUAUCCAGGAGCAACUGCCUGUAAUUUUUAUUUAUUUAGGGAAUUACAUAGGUGAUGGGUGAAAUUGUUAAUUAUCGUUGGAUUUCCUGGGAAGACAAGGUUAAAUCUUGCAGAGGUAGUUUAGAGGAAAAAAAAAAGGAAAAAAAAAAGUCCUGCGUUAAGGAGCCACAGUUCUAUCAGUGAUUAAAAGAGCAACAACAAACAACAGAGGGAGAGAGAGACUGUUACAGUGUGAUUUUAGAUCAUUUGAAGAAGCAAAAUCAAGUGCAAUUUUGUUUACAAAUGGUGUAUAUUAAAGAUUUUUCUAUUUCAGAUGUACUUUAGAGAGAAAUAUUAGCCUAACUCUUUUGACAUCUGCUAUGGUGACACAUCCCAUUGCUGGCAAUGUGGUGCACACUCCAGAACUUUUAACUACUGUUUUGUAAGCCUUCAAGGGCAGCAGUGUAGAGUCCUGGGCAGUGCUUUGUUUGCCUCCAUGCCUUUCACUGGGUGUUGCACUAGAUGCAGAAAGGCACUCCAUCAUAAGUGCAUGCGAGUGAGCACCCUGCUAAAGGGAUUAUAAUGCUUCAGAAGCAGGAGCUAAUAUAAAGGAAACAGGUCCUUCUUUGGUAAACAGUUUUUUCUGCAUGAAAUAAUGUGGAGGCCCUGGACUGCUGCUCAUUUUUUAGGAUUGUACUUGUAUCUGGUGUUGGCUUAGGGAUGGUUUAUAAGAAACAUCACAAGGUGAUGGGAUUCAUUUGAAGCACUAUUAUUUGUUCGAAUGAGUUUGUCCAAUUUUGCCUUCCCAAGAUUUUUGUUCUACAUAGAAAGUUCAUGCCACUUUUUAAUAUUAAAA